AGGAAGUCAGACAUUUCCGAGUGUCCUAGUUCCGACUAGUACAUGAACGCGGCAUAUUACAGUGCGAUAAUAGGAUACUGACAAACUGGUUGCUAUCUGGCUACAUGAAGAAAGUUAGGAAAGGAAAGUAGUAUAGUUGGCAAAAUAUUCAGGCUUUGCACUCAUGCCAAAAUAGGGAGUUUGGAGCCAAAUCUAAACACUCACACCCGACCACCGUGAUGUCACAGUUCAAGCGUUCGAACGUCUUGGAAGAUAAGAAUUAACACACACAUUGUUCAUCUCCAGAGUGAAACCCGUCCUUUUCGAAAAGAUAAUUUACGGGGAAUUAGAAACGUUCUACUCCAUGGAGUUGCAACUGAUGAGAACUGCUCGGUGGUUGUUUCUUCUACUCACGAUAAGAACAGUUUUUUGUUGCGCUGAGGCUGAACAUUCUCCAAUGGUUGGGAACUUUUUGCAGAAGCACUUUGUCCUCGGAGUGUAGUAGAGCUGAGAAUGGAGGAAGAAUCAACAUGAUUCCAUUGAACAUUUAUUGUUAUGUGCCUCGUGUGAGCUGUCGAAGAGGAACGGGCACAAUUUACACUUCAGAGGAAUUGUUUAUUUUUUUAUAGAGUUGAUGUUCAGUAAUACAUCAAAGAUGUCUUAUUUGUAAAAGUAAGCUAAAGUGCUUACUAGAAUUCGUUUUCCCCCCCGAAUGAUCUAUCACUUAUUCAACCGACUGGAUAUUCUGAACAAAUUACCAAGAUGCUUCAACAAAGCCAAUGUUGUUGAAUAGAACUUGAGAGCUGUUAUUCGAAAUAAUACGUUCGAUGUCGGUCAACUUUGACUCUUUACCUCGUCAAGAAGACAUAAGACAGCCAAUGUCUGCCUGCAGCAGUUCUUCCCCUCCACCCUUACCCAGACUGUGCCCCCUCUCUGUGGCUCCGAAUCCAGUCGCCCCACCGACUCCUUCGCCGUCUCCAAGCCCGCCGGCGACACUCUACAGUCGACUGUCAAAUGGGAGUCUCAGCGCCCCGAGCCCCACCAACUCCGGGUGCUCUUUCCACGGGGUGUCUUUUCUUAUCCAGAUCGGACUCACCAGGGAAACGGUGAACCUGGAUGCCAGCGAUCUGUCCGGGAUAUCUGCGGUGAAGGAGCUCGUAUGUUCAAUAGUGGACCAAAAGUUCCCAGAGUGUGGAUUCUUUGGCAUGUACGACAAGAUCCUUCUGUUCCGCCAUGAUCUAACUUCAGAGAACAUCCUGCAGCGACUGACGUCAGCGGAGGACAUCCACGAGGGAGACCUGAUCGAGGUGGUCCUCUCCGCUCUAGCCACUGUCAAGGACUUCCAGAUCCGGCCCCAUGCCUUGUAUGUGCACUCCUACAAGGCGCCGGCCUUCUGUGAUGACUGUGGGGAGAUGCUGUGGGGCCUGGUCCGACAGGGCCUCAAAUGUGAAGGGUGUGGGCUGAACUACCACAAGCGCUGCGCCUUUAAGAUCCCUAACAACUGUAGCGGGGUGAGAAAGAGACGGCUGUCCAACGUGUCCCUGCCUGGAGCCGUGCUGUCCGUCCCCCGCCCAGCCCCCAUCGAACAUGUCCCUGUUUCCCAGGAAGAGCAGCGCACUCUCCAGGGGGCAGGGAAGGGUAACAGCCUGUUGAGCGGCAGGCCUAUCUGGAUGGAGAAGAUGGUGCUGGGAAGGGUCAAGGUGCCUCACACCUUCUCAGUGCACACCUACACCAGACCAACCAUCUGCCAGUUCUGUAAACGCCUGCUGAAAGGCCUGUUCCGCCAGGGCAUGCAGUGCAAAGAUUGUAAAUUUAACUGCCAUAAGAGAUGUGCAGCCAAGAUACCAAGAGACUGCCUUGGUGAGGUUUCCUUUAAUGGAGAACCAGCCAGUCCUGGUCCCGACUCUGAGACUACCAUGGAGGUGGACAACAGUGAUGUGAACAGUGAGGGCAGCCAGAGCAUGGAAGACCCAGAGGAGCCCUCCACCCCAGACGACAAGUUCUACAUUGAAGGGCCCUGUCUGGAUGGGGACAAGGACGAGGACACAGUGAAGGCUAUCAGCCCCAUGACAAGCAGUUUCAUCCCCCUAAUGCGGGUGGUUCAGUCCAUAAAACAAACCAAGCGGAAGAGCUCAACCAUGGUUCGGGAGGGAUGGAUGGUCCACUACACCAGCCGUGACAACCUGAGGAAGAGGCAUUACUGGAGGCUGGACAGCAAGUGUCUGACCCUGCUGCAGAACGAAACGGGAACCAAGUAUUACAAGGAGAUCCCCCUGUCAGAGAUCCUGCAGGUGGAGCAGGCUCAGGACUUCCACAGCCUGGCCCAGGGCAGCAACCCCCACUGCUUCGAGAUCAUCACUGCCACUAUGGUCUACUAUGUGGGGGAGAAUAACAGUGGUCACUUCCAUAACCCUUCCCUGGCUGCCACGGGUGUGGGGCUGGAGGUGGCUCAGGGCUGGGAGAAGGCCAUCCGGCAGGCCCUGAUGCCCGUCACUCCGCAACCCAGUGUCGGCACUGGCCCCGGACAGGGCAAGGAUCACAAGGACAUUUCUAUCAGCAUAUCAGUGUCUAACUCACAGAUCACAGAGAAUGUGGAUAUCAGUUCAGUCUACCAGAUCUUUGCUGAUGAGGUCCUUGGGUCAGGCCAGUUUGGGAUUGUGUAUGGAGGUAAACACAGAAAGACUGGGAGAGACGUGGCCAUCAAAAUCAUUGACAAGAUGAGGUUCCCUACCAAGCAGGAGAGCCAGCUGAGGAACGAGGUGGCCAUUCUCCAGAACCUUCACCAUCCUGGCAUCGUCAACCUGGAGUGCAUGUUCGAGACCCCCGAGAGGGUCUUUGUUGUCAUGGAGAAGCUCCAUGGAGACAUGCUGGAGAUGAUCCUAUCCAGUGAGAAGAGCAAGCUCCCUGAGCGUCUCACCAAGUUCCUGGUCACACAGAUCCUAGUGGCUCUGAGGCAUCUCCAUUUUAAGAACAUCGUCCACUGUGACCUGAAGCCUGAGAAUGUGCUGCUGGCCUCUGCGGAGCCCUUCCCUCAGGUGAAGCUAUGUGACUUUGGCUUCGCUCGCAUCAUUGGCGAGAAGUCGUUCAGGCGCUCUGUGGUCGGCACACCCGCCUACCUGGCACCCGAGGUCCUACGCAGUAAAGGUUACAACCGUUCCCUGGACAUGUGGUCGGUAGGUGUGAUCGUUUACGUCAGCCUCAGUGGGACCUUCCCCUUCAAUGAGGACGAGGACAUCAACGACCAGAUCCAGAACGCUGCCUUCAUGUACCCUUCCAACCCCUGGAAGGACAUCUCUGGAGAGGCCACAGACCUGAUCAACAACCUCCUCCAGGUGAAGAUGAGGAAGCGUUACAGUGUGGACAAGUCUCUCAGUCACCCCUGGCUCCAGGACUAUCAGACGUGGCUGGACCUGCGGGAGUUUGAGACACGCAGAGGGGAGCGCUACAUCACCCACGAGAGCGAUGAUGCCCGCUGGGAGGAGCACGCCGACGAGCGGAACCUGCAUUAUCCCAAGCACUUCAUUAUGGCGCCCAACCUGGAUGACAUGGAGGAGGACCCCUAGUGGCUGGGAGGGCUACCUGCAGGCUGCACGUUUCAGAAGGAGUUCACAGGGCAUCCUGGGACUCAGAGACCCAUGGCUGGUGCUUGGGUCCCUGGAACCUGCUACUGCUGGCUGAGACUGUAAGCUUAAACAGGCGGAGAUGCAUGUACCCUAUAUGUUUGUGCAUAAAGGUGUCAUUGUGCAUUACCACAUGGAACAGACAGGAGGCGCUGCAGAGGACAGGCAGCUGUGUGGUGGUACAGUAGCAUGGGAACACAUUCGUGAUGUUGUGAGGAAAGGCGUGACGAUCGAGAUCGAGUAUCUUCAGGUUGUUUGGUUUUCAUCACAUUCCAGAGACCUUACGUAUGUGGAUUCUCUCUCCACUGACUGUGUUCUCUACAAGCCAUAAUAUACAGCCCUCAUAUUCAACUCUGGACCUAGAUGCCAUUUCCACUGCAUUUUUUUUUCAUUCUUCCCCUCUAAUCAAGGACUGAUUUAGACCUGGGACACCAGGUGGGUGCAAUUAAUUAUCAGGUAGAACAGAAAACCAUCAGGCUCCAGACCUCGUAGGGUUAGAGUUGAAUACCUCUGAUAUACAGUCUGUCUCUUGAGCCUGAAAGACGAACCCUAAGUGGUUGGUUAGUUGGGGAAUCCCUCAGCAACAGUAAUAAACAUUUGCACUGCCAUUCAACCCGGACAAAUGGCUACAGUAAAAGAUGGUUUGGACCAAAUCCGAGAGACAUUUCAGCUUUUCAGCUUCUAUAGCAUAUUUUUCUAAUGUUGUUAGUUUAUCAUGUGUAUUUGAAAUCUCACGACUACAUUGAUUUGUUAAUUUACCAUGAGUGCUAUUUUUUUGAAAACAUUUAUUUCCAAUGGUUUCAUGUAAGGCUGUUGAACUCGAAAACAUAAAAAAUAUGCUGAUGUUGUGAAUAUAUAUUGAAUAUAUUUUGCUUAUUCGAUGGGAUGUUUUUGCACUAUUUGUUAACACCUGUAAUCUCUGGCUCCCUUAUUGGAUGCUUUGAAUUAAGUUGUGAACCAAUCAGCAGCUGCUACACACGGUCUUAACCCCCCAUCCCUUAGAAAAAUGCCUGAGAAAAACCCCCAGCAAAAAUGAUACCAGUCUAACCAAAGCCUGACAAAUCUUCCCAUAGAAAUAAUUACAUUUUUUACAAUUCUACCUUUAUUUUUGUAUCAAAUUCUGGAUGUCAAUUGAAUGGAGUAGAGUGCUAAGUGUCACAAAAACUUUGAUAGGACAAAGCCUAGGGAAUUGUAAAUGUUAAUUCUCUGCUCUCAGCCAUAGCUUACAAAUGUGUUUUUUUCUCUCCAAUGAAGUAAAGAUAGUUGAGAAAUGUUUUUUUUAUUCAAGAACUGAUGUGACCUUCUCAGAGCUCUGCCUUAUUUAUUUUCCUUCUCAUUUCAUUACAUGUGUUGUGUUUGUACGGAUGAUUGAAUGGAUUCCCACUCAACGCCAGACCUGCUGCUGUACCCCAGUGAGGGAGCUGCAAGGCCAAGCAGUCCGGCAGAUUCACAAAGGAUUUAUCCCAAAUGGCACCCUAUUCCCUAUAUAGAGCACUACUUCUGACCAAAGCUGUGGUCAAAAUCCGUGCACUAUAUAGGGGAUAGGGUGCCAUUUGGGAUGCUGACAAAGUCUGAUCAGUGACAAAGUAUGGUAGGAUAAAAAGACCGCAGCGGAUAAAUGGACUGAGUACUCUGUAAUAUGUCAAACAAGCCCACAUGUAAUAUGUCAAACAAGCCCACAUGUACUAUGUCAAACAAGCCAACAUCAGAUAAUUGGACUGAGUACUCUGUACUAUGUCAAACAAGCCCACAUGUAAUAUGUCAAACAAGCCCACAUGUAAUAUGUCAAACAAGCCAACAUGUAAUAUGUCAAACAAGCCCACAUGUACUAUGUCAAACAAGCCAACAUCAGAUAAAUGGACUGAGUACUCUGUACUAUGUCAAACAAGCCCACAUGUAAUAUGUCAAACAAGCCCACAUGUAAUAUGUCAAACAAGCUAACAGCAGAUAAAUGGACUGAGUACUCUGUACUAUGUCAAACAAGCCCACAUGUAAUAUGUCAAACAAGCCCACAUGUAAUAUGUCAAACAAGCCCACAUGUAAUAUGUCAAACAAGCCAACAUCAGAUAAAUGGACUGAGUACUCUGUAAUAUGUCAAAAAAGCCCACAUGUAAUAUGUCAAACAAGCCCACAUGUAAUAUGUCAAACAAGCCCACAUGUAAUAUGUCAAACAAGCCCACAUGUAAUAUGUCAAACAAGCUAACAGCAGAUAAAUGGACUGAGUACUCUGUACUAUGUCAAACAAGCCCACAUGUAAUAUGUCAAACAAGCCCACAUGUAAUAUGUCAAACAAGCCAACAGCAGAUAAAUGGACUGAGUACUCUGUACUAUGUCAAACAAGCCAACAUGUUGGUUGAAGACAGAAUUCCAUCAUUUGUGUGUGUGUCACAUUUUGGCUUUGUUUGGUGUUUCUCCCAUCCCAAAACAUGGGCACGUCCGUUUGAAUGAUGACCUCACAGCUUGUCCAUGCUAAUAGCGGUUGACAUACAAACACAUUUUAAAUCAAAUAGAACGUUUGACACCACUGGCUGACACCAAUGGAACCAAGUGCAGUCAUAUGCAGGAUACUAACCCAGUUACAUAUUAAUGACAAUACAGAAUACAAUGAAUGCAUUCAUUUAAUUUAUAGUAUCAAAUGACUGAAAUUUUGUGUGCAGGGACAAAAAUUAUGAUUGUUGUUUUAUGAAAACACCAAAUGACUCAAUUGAAAUUCCAAUAUGUUGUCUUCACACUCCCUUUUUUUGGUAUUAGUCUAUUUUCAGUCUCAAUCCACCCCUUUGGAUUGUGAAACAAUGUUGUGGUAUGAUGUUUUCCAUACUGUAUGUUCAGUACAAAGCACACGUAGAAGGGUGAUGACUUCAACCUGAGAUUCAUUUAGUCUGUGCUGCCACUGGAUUGGCAGAUGUCAAUGUUUUCUAUAUUUCAAUAUUCACAUAUGUAAUAAUAAAUAAAUGCCUCGGACCAUAGAAAAUGUACUACUUAUUUCAUUUGCA
Messenger RNA from Oncorhynchus masou masou (cherry salmon), 6592 nucleotides. RefSeq names its product serine/threonine-protein kinase D3-like. Bases 807 to 3542 code for a protein of 911 amino acids. The transcript has 19 exons. Gene Ontology annotation, molecular function: ATP binding; protein serine/threonine kinase activity. Gene Ontology annotation, biological process: protein phosphorylation. NCBI's taxonomy places the organism in Eukaryota, Metazoa, Chordata, Actinopteri, Salmoniformes, Salmonidae. The record is from RefSeq and is a predicted model, not a curated record.